AAACUAGUUGAACACUCUCAAAUUAAUUCAAAAUGUCAACAGAGGAGCCAGAUCAAAAUAUUGUAAUGUUUAAAAGGAAAUCCAAAAAGAACCUCAGACAAAGACGAACAGAGGAGGACGAAGCUGCCGAGAAUCUUGAAGAUGCAGAUUUGACGGAAAAGGUGGAGUUGUACAAAGAGCUGAGGAAAUUACGAGAAAAGAAGAGUGGAACAAGCCAUGUUACACUAGCGCUUGGAAAAAAGACGAAUAUGGAAGAAGAGAUUAUCACUUCAAACACGGACCCAUUUAAAUCUGGAACUGGAGGAAUGGUGGACAUGGCUGCUCUCAAUAGUGGAAAGUAUAGUAUGGACACUGAUGACGCGUAUGCGACUGGAAUUGGAACACAGUUUUCUGCAGAGACAAACACCAGGGAUGAAGAUGCAGAAAUGUUAAAGUAUAUCGAAAAUAAGCUGCAAGAAUAUAAAAAAUCCACAGCAAAGGGAGGAUCUAGUGCAUAUGAUGAUGCCACUCUAAUUGCAAAAUUUCUCAGUCCUGAAGAAGCUGCCUUGUUAGCCGUCCCUGAACACCUAAGAAAAUCCACGGGAUCGAACAAAUCAGAGGAAAUGUUAAGUAACCAAAUGUUGAGCGGAAUACCUGAAAUUGAUUUAGGAAUAGAAGUUAAGAUAAAAAAUAUUGAAGCAACAGAAGAAGCCAAGCAAAAAAUUAUCCGUGACAGAAUGAGUAAAAAAGAAAUGCCAUCUCAUUUUGUUCCUACAAACAUGGCAGUGAAUUUCGUGCAACAUAACCGAUUUAAUAUUGAAGACCCAACGGGAUCGGCUGCUAAAAGGCCAAAAAAAGAGAAGGAGCCUGAAAAGCCAAAAAAGGUUGUUGUUGUGGUUGGAGCUCAGCCUGAAGAAGUUGGAACUGAGUCUGUACAAAAAGAAAAAGGGACUGAGAAGGCGUCAGACGAUUUUCAUUUUGAAAAAUUUAAAAAGCAGUUUCGAAGAUUUUAAGUUAAGUGAUUUUCAAAGAUUUUAGGUAUAAGCAAAUUAUUAUGUUUUUUUACCACCGAUUAACGCAUACUAUUAUACACAAUAUUAUAAAGGGUUGUUGUACUUCUUGAUAGCUAAUUAAGAGAAUUUGAGAAACACGGUAAAAAAUUAUACGAAAUAAAUAUAUAAGUAUUAUACUAUUUUAA
This is a messenger RNA of Folsomia candida, 1177 nucleotides long. RefSeq names its product telomere length and silencing protein 1 homolog. The coding region runs from base 33 to 992 and encodes 319 amino acids. Gene Ontology annotation, cellular component: spliceosomal complex. NCBI's taxonomy places the organism in Eukaryota, Metazoa, Arthropoda, Collembola, Entomobryomorpha, Isotomidae. The transcript is spliced from 6 exons. The record is from RefSeq and is a predicted model, not a curated record. Gene Ontology annotation, biological process: mRNA splicing, via spliceosome.